AUUAUUAUAGAACCAGAGGGAAGUAACCCAUAUGGGCACAAAAAUAGAAACAUUAAUUAGAGUUCAAAUGAGAGUAAGAAAUGACAGAUAGGCAUAGCAUGUCCUUCUUACUAUUGUUACAUGUAAUCAAGGGGUGAUGGGCAUAUUCACAGUGGUUUAGCUGUAGUUAGUUGGCUGAUGAGUCCAUAAAUCUAAGUAGUACUCGAAGUUUGCUGCCUCUGCAUUGAAUAGCACUUAAUGGUAUGGGUGAGCUCUCUUGAAUGCAUGCACACAGUGGCACUCCCAAUCUCACAGUGCUGCAUCUGUCUACAUAAACGAUUGGAAUGCAUUUGGGCAAGACUGUGAGGCAGAACAGAAAUCAGAGAACUGAGGACAGAAGGCAAGUAGGAAGAAUCUGAGCUGUCUGAAUGGAAGGGAAAAACAACUAGGGGGAGAAAAGGAAAGGAUUAUCCAAGCUUUCGUGUAUCAUCCGAGUGUCCCUUGUAUGCAAUGGGUUUGAUCAAUAGAGGGGUCUUCUUCAAGAUCUUGGCCUUCCUCUGCUUCAUCAGAUCAUCUCAAGGAAGAAAUCAUUUUACCACAUUGGAUCUCCCUCCCCUACUGAAGGCAAGCAGUUUCUCCAGAAUACAGCAUGAGGCAUAUGACUACAUCAUUGUUGGAGGUGGCACAGCUGGAUGCCCAUUGGCAGCAACGUUGUCCCAGAAGUACAAGGUGCUCUUGCUGGAAAGAGGAGGGUCUCCUUACGGCAACCGGAACAUCUCACAUCUUGAGAACUUCCACAUUUGCUUGGCAGAUGACUCGCCAAAUUCACCAUCUCAGGGAUUUAUCUCCACUGAUGGUGUCAUCAAUGCCCGGGCAAAGGUUCUAGGUGGUGGAACUAGUGUCAAUGCUGGUUUCUACAGCCGAGCUGACCCAAGCUUUGUUCAAGACGCAGGCUGGGAUGCAGAGUUGGUAAACCAAUCAUACCCUUGGAUCGAAGAGAGGAUUGUUUAUUGGCCCAAUAUUACACCGUGGCAAGCUGCACUGCGGGACGGGCUGCUUGAAGCAGGGGUCUCACCUUACAAUGGAUACAGCUAUGAUCAUCUCUUUGGAACAAAGGUCGGGGGAACAAUCUUUGAUGAGGCUGGGUACAGGCACACUGCUGCUGACCUCCUUGCUGCUGGAAAUCAUAACAACCUCAGGGUUCUCCUUCAUGCUAGUGUGACCAGAAUAAUUUUCAACACAGAACAAGAGCACAGGAAGCCAAGGACCAUUGGUGUUGAAUUCAAGGAUGAGAAUGGGGGGCAGCAGCAUGCCUUCCUUACCCGAAACAGAGACAGCGAGAUUAUCAUCUCUGCUGGUGCAAUUGGCAGUCCCCAGCUAUUGUUGCUUAGUGGAAUUGGACCCAGAAAGGAACUUAAAAAGCAUAACAUUUCUGUAGUCCUUCGCAACGAACAUGUGGGUAAAGGGAUGUCAGAUAAUCCAAUGAAUUCCAUCUUUAUACCUACCAAGGAUGCCCCUAAGCAAUCACUGAUUCAGACUGUUGGAAUAACCGACGGCGGGGCGUUCAUAGAAGCCAGCAGUGGUUUCAGCCAGUCACCAGAUAGUAUCCAGUGCCACCAUGGAAUCAUGUCCGCUGAGAUUGGGCAGCUGUCAACGAUUCCCCCAAAGCAAAGAAAUCUAGAUGCAGUCAAGAAGUAUGUACAUAAAAAAUAUAACCUACCCAAAGAAGUAUUCAGUGGGGGUUUUAUACUUUCGAAGAUUGAUGGUCCAUUGUCUACUGGUAAUCUAGUUCUUGUGGAUACUGACAUCAAUAGCAACCCCACGGUUACCUUCAACUACUUCCAGCACCCAAAGGAUCUCAGUCGGUGUGUCUAUGGGAUCAAGACCAUAGAGAGAAUACUGAAGACAAACCAUUUCACUAAUUUUACCCUCAAUGGUGGUGGAUAUCCAAUGGAAGUGGUGCUCAACAUGAGUGUAACAGCAAACAUAAACUUGAUACCCAAGCACACAAAUGACAGCACAUCCAUGGAGCAGUUUUGCAGAGACACAGUGGUCACCAUCUGGCAUUACCAUGGCGGAUGCCAUGUGGGCAAGGUGGUUGACCAACAAUACCGUGUGAUUGGUGUCUCAGGCCUUCGUGUGAUCGAUGGGUCGACCUUAUUUAGGUCACCAGGAACCAACCCGCAAGCCACAGUCAUGAUGAUGGGCAGAUACAUGGGAGUGAAGAUUCUAAGAAGAAGAUUAGGACGAGCUGCUGGAGUAUAACUGAUUCUUGGACCUUAUUGAUUAUGUAAGAAUGUGACUUAGGAAAAGAAAAGUAUAUAGUAAUUUUUGAAGCAAUUCAAUAUCAUAUCACCACAGAAAGAAAAUUAGGAGUUUUCGUUUGUGUUCUAGAUGUGGAAAUCUAUGGCAUGUAAUAUCAUCUAUUGACACCAUUGUUUCUGCAUUAUGAACAAGUAAAUUAUAUUACAUUGUAAUUA
Messenger RNA from Oryza sativa Japonica Group (Japanese rice), 2459 nucleotides. Its product is annotated as protein HOTHEAD. Gene Ontology annotation, molecular function: oxidoreductase activity, acting on CH-OH group of donors; flavin adenine dinucleotide binding. The record is from RefSeq and is a predicted model, not a curated record. NCBI's taxonomy places the organism in Eukaryota, Viridiplantae, Streptophyta, Magnoliopsida, Poales, Poaceae.